Molecule: messenger RNA, 596 nt
Organism: Seriola dumerili (greater amberjack)
Lineage: Eukaryota; Metazoa; Chordata; Actinopteri; Carangiformes; Carangidae
Gene: ss18l2
Product: SS18 like 2
Exons: 4
Coding region: 88-378 (96 amino acids)
Biological process (GO): positive regulation of transcription by RNA polymerase II
Cellular component (GO): nucleus
Molecular function (GO): transcription coactivator activity
Source: RefSeq, a predicted model, not a curated record
AGUUGUCCAUCAAAUACACUCGGAGAAUAAGGGAGAGGACGCCGUUGAGAAACGUAAACAAAUGGUAAACUAACUGUGACUACAAAAAUGUCGAUUGUCUUUGUGCCAAAGAAACUACGAGGAAAGGCGAAAGUCAACCAAGAGACGAUACAGAGGUUGCUGGAUGAAAACGACCAGUUAGUGAGAUGCAUCACUGAGUACAUGCAGAAAGGUCGAGCAGUGGAGUGUGUACAAUAUCAACAGAUCUUGCACCGCAAUAUCGUCUAUUUGGCAACCAUAGCUGAUGCCAGCCCUGACAACGUGCCCCUCUCCUCAAAUUCUACAUCUAAUGGAACUUUAGCCUCCACACCAACUGUGAAUGGGCAUGGACGCACAUGAUGAUGGCAGCUUUUAUCAGUGGUGCAGUUGUGUUGUACAAAAUUAUUUAAUAUAAUAAGGAAAUUUAUGUGAAGCCUAAUCUAUUGUUUUCAGUCAGGUCACUUCUUUCAGGUUCACUGGUGUUUCAGUUCAGUAAUGCUAUAUUGGAUGUAUAUUAUGUGAACAAAUCUUUGAAUUCAAACUAUAUUUUCUAUCCUCUCAAAUGAACAUUAAAACAU